AUGAGCAACUCUCAGACCACUGGCAUGCGUGGUCUUACGCACUAUAUCUCGGAGCUUCGUGCGACGGGCGCUCGCGAUGCAGAGGAAAAAUGUGUCAAUAAAGAAAUGGCCCACAUCCGCCUCAAGUUUCGGUCAACACCCAAGCUGGACGGCUACCAGCGCAAGAAAUACGUGGCAAAGAUUAUAUUCACCUAUCUGCAAGGAUACAAGGUGGAUGUGGGCUUCCCGGAAGCGCUCGCGCUGAUGGCCAGCCACAAGUAUUCGGAAAAACAGAUUGGCUAUCUUGCGCUCACGCUCUAUGUGCACCAGCACGCAGACUUUUCAAAACAGGCCAUUCCCAUGAUCCGGCGCGAUCUGGCCGACAUGAACGAGGUGAAUACGUGCCUCGCCCUCCAUGCGGUGGCCAACAUUGCAAGCCUGGAGAUGGCCGAAGCGCUCGCAGAAGAAGUGCUGAAGCUUUUGGUGUCACCGACCUCGCCAUCGACUGUACAGAAGAAGGCGGCCUUGACUCUAGUCCAGAUCUAUCGCAAAUACCCCGAGGGCGUCGACAUUGCAGAAUGGAGCGCCCACAUCACACGCAUGAUCCGGCACAGGCACUUGGGCGUCUCGCAGAGCGUCACAAGUUUGCUCCGCGUCCUGGUCAAGGACAGACCGGCGCCCUAUCGCAGCUGCUACUUGCCAGCGGUCGAGCAGCUGUACGACAUCGUGGUCAAGGAAGACUACAAAGAGAUCUACUUGUACCACGACAUUCCUGUGCCUUGGCUGCAGGUGAAUCUGCUCCGCCUGCUGCAGCUCUAUCCCCCACCCACGGAAAAGGGGAUGCUCGCGACUUUGCACGGCGUUUUGGACCUGAUUAUGCGCGCGCGGACUACCACGUCCCAGGUUGACGUGCAGCAGAGCAAUGCGUACAAUGCCAUUCUCUUUGAGGCAAUCCGCCUCGCGCUGCAUCUUGACACUGGCUCGGUAGUUGUCGCGCGCUCGGCCGUGCUCCUUGGCCGCUUUCUGACGUCGCGCGAGACCAAUGUGCGCUACUUGGGCCUAGUGGCCAUGUCGCAGUUCGCGCGCAGCCUCACGUCGCUCGCACCGAUCCAAAUGCACCAGAAUACCAUCUUUGCAGCGCUGCACGACCGCGACAUUAGUGUGCGCCGCCGCGCGCUCGAGCUCGUGUACUACAUGUGCGACGAGACGAAUGCCCACGAGAUUGUGGCGCAUCUGCUCGAGUAUCUGCCGCGUGCGGAGCCCUCGCUGCGCGAAAGCCUCGUGAUGAAGAUCUCGAUCCUGUCAGAGCGCUUUGCCGACGACUAUACCUGGUACGUCGACACGGUCUUGUCGCUGGUGAACCUCGCGGGCGACCACGUCAGCGAUGCAGUGUGGCACCGUGUCGUGCAGGUUGUCACAAACAACCCAAAGGUGCAGCGUUACGCUGUCGCGACGCUAUUCCGCUACUUGGAGCAGCCGACGUGCCACGAGACGCUGAUCAAGAUCGGCGGCUACCUCCUCGGCGAGUUUGGCGACCUGAUUGCCGAUCGCCCCGGCUCGCAGCCGAUCGACCAGCUGCAGAUGCUGCAGGACCGCUCGCACCUGUGCACGAUCUCGACACGCGUCCUGCUUCUCACGACCUAUUUCAAGUGGCUCAACCUGUACCCCUCGAUCCGCGACCCGCUGCUGUCCAUCCUGCGCAUGUUCCAACAGUGCAUUGAUAUCGAGGUGCAACAACGGGCGUGUGAGUACGUGGCGCUCGCCGAGGUUGCCACGCCCGAGAUGCUCGGGCUCGUGUGUGAGGAAAUGCCGCCCUAUGUGCUCCCCGAUACGCCGCUCGGAAAGCUCAUGCCGCGCAAGCGCGUGCAGCCCAUUGCGAUCUCGACCGGCAAAGGCGCUGCACGCUCGUCCAGCAUCCGGCAGCCCCACGUCGAGCCCCUCGUGUCGCCUACCACGCCGCGGUCCGAUACAGUCACGGCCAAUACCCAGCUGCCAGCGACCGAGGUCGACUUGUUGGAUAUGCGCGACUUUGAGUUCGGCAGCCCGGUGGCACAGCAAGGGGUCCCGACGGUGCAUGCCGAAGACUGGAGCUCGUUUGCGCUCCCCGACGAUUCCGACCUUCCCGAUGCGAAACGCGAAAAAGAGAGCCUGCUGGGCCUCGAUGCUGUGUCGCCGCUCCCCACCUCGUUUUCGCUGCAGACGGUGCACGAUAAACGUACCUCGUCGGACACGGAGCGUGCAAUGAGCUCGCCGUCGCUCCCCUCGCGCCGCGGGUCCGAGCAGCCAAUGUCGCUGAACUCGGACCACACCGAAAUGCUCUCGCAGAGCUCCGACAGCGCGGUGCGCCCGAUGAUGCACCAGCUCAAUUUGGGCGGGCCGCUGCAUGCUGCACCCGAGGAGCCGCGCGAGAUUGACGUGCUCGUUCUGCCACGCACGAUGCUCAGCCCCAAAGGCGUGUUGUAUCGCGACAGCGACGUGGUGGUCUCCUUUACACGUGCGCCGGUCCUUGCGCUGCAUUUCAAGAAUGUGAGCCCGGUCGGCGGCGUGCUGCAUGCGGUGCACAUUGUCCCCGCCGACGGCGCGGAUGCCGAGCACAUCCAUGCCGAGCUGGACACGUCGCCCGCGCCGCUCCCCAGCGGAGGGCACGUCGAGCGCACGGUCCAUGUGGCCUGUGCGUCGUGCUUCGUCGCGUGUCCGAGCGUGCGUGUGACGCUGAUGAUGCGCGAGAGUCGCGCGCUGGUCUUCCCACUGCCCGUGACGCUCGCGCACUUUGUGCACCCUGUGGCGCUCGCCGCGGCCGACUUUUUCCAGCGAUGGAAGGCGGUGCAAGUCGAGCACGGCCUCGAGGCGCAGCGCGUGUUUGGCAUUGCGCUCACCCCCCACGGCGAGCUGCCGCAUGCUGCGGCCGUGUCGGUGGUGCGCGAUGCAGGCCUGGCCGUGCUUGAUGGCGUCGAUCCCAAGCCAGAAAACAUUGUCGGUGCCGGGGUGUGGAAGAGCACCGGGGACGGCCCGGUGGGCUGCCUGCUGCGCUACGAGCCCAACCGCGAUGUGCGCCUGGCGCGCCUCACGAUCCGUACGACCAAUGCGCGCGUCUCGCAGUCGCUGCUUGCGCUCUUGGCUGACGUGCUUGGUGGAUAG
Malassezia japonica is the source of this 3117-nucleotide messenger RNA. RefSeq lists its product as uncharacterized. The record is from RefSeq and is a predicted model, not a curated record. Gene Ontology annotation, molecular function: clathrin-cargo adaptor activity. Gene Ontology annotation, biological process: clathrin-dependent endocytosis; intracellular protein transport. The transcript has 3 exons. NCBI's taxonomy places the organism in Eukaryota, Fungi, Basidiomycota, Malasseziomycetes, Malasseziales, Malasseziaceae. Bases 1 to 3117 code for a protein of 1038 amino acids. Gene Ontology annotation, cellular component: membrane coat; AP-2 adaptor complex.